This is a messenger RNA of Adineta steineri, 453 nucleotides long. Lineage: Eukaryota; Metazoa; Rotifera; Eurotatoria; Adinetida; Adinetidae. The record is from the annotation of a GenBank genome assembly.
AUGAUACCAACGUGGAUAAAACGUUUUUUAAAAAAUCAACGAACUAAAAAACUGCGUCAACGUCAGUAUAUACGAUCAUCAAUAAAAGAUAACAUUUGUUAUGGAAAAGUUUAUGGUUAUGAAUAUAUAUCGUCUACGAAUGAAUCUAAAAAAAGUAGCAUUAAUUGGAAUGCUUUGAGCAAGGCUAUUCAACAUGACAAGCGUACAACUCAACAUUAUCAAACUGAUAAUUAUGAUAGAAGAUAUAAUUCACGUACUGGAGUGGCAGCAGCAUGUGGAGCUGAUAUAUGGUAUGAGGGUGAUACUUAUGGCGAUGGAGUCGGUGACUGUCAUGAUGGUGGAUGUGAUAGUGGUGGUGGUGAUGGCGGUGGCGGUGGUGGUGAUGGUGGUGAUGGUGGUGGUGGUGAUGGUGGUGGGUGUGGUGGUGGUUGCGGCGGUUGUGGAGGUGAUUAA